ACAGAGAAAAUGAGUUGGAAUCCAUUUAAUCGGCACAACCAGCCGAGAAAGAGCAUCGUUUCUAAAACGGCCACAAGAGAAUUUGAACGAGAAGUCACAAGAAUAGAGGAUCUUGAUGAAGCUGUUAAGAAACUCAGCAAAGAUAUGAAGAAAUGCACAGAUGCAUUUUCAACAAUGUCUAAGACUGAGGUGAAGAUAGCUCAAGACCUGGCCACGGGUAACCUGUGUCUCCACUGUGGAGAAGACCAUCUCAAGGCUGACAUGGACCAAUGGGGCCAUGCUCUCACAAAGCUUGAUCAACAUACACAGGAUCUGAAUUCAGUCGCACAAAAGACAGUAAUGGACCCAAUGAAAAAAUUAGGCAGUGUGUUCCCAAGUCUCCAGGCUGCCGUCAAGAAAAGAGAACAGAGUCUGCAGGAAUGUAACAAGUGCCAAGCUAGAGUGGAGAAGUACCAGGACCGCGAGAGGACGGGCUCAAACAUUGCUAAGUUAGAUCAGAGUAAAAAAGCCUUGCAAACUGCCAAGGAAGAAUUUGAAACCCAGAAUAAACUUUUACAAGAAGAUCUACCAACGUUCUAUGAGGGCCGUAUCGGCUAUAUUGAGCCAUGUUUCCAGGCGCUUGUGUUGUCUCAGGCGCACCACAUCGGGGAGGCACGCAAGAUCUACAGUGAGAUAUACGACUCGCUAACACAGCAACAGGAUUUAUUGAUAACAGAUGAUGAUGAUGUGAUUCAGAGUAAACUGGCAGAGAUUAGGGCUUUGUCGAUUGUUGUGGAAUAGACUUAAGAUUUGGACUGUUUUUGAUAUCUCGGUACGGCGCCUAAUAUGUUUUAGUUGUGGCCUAAAUGAUUAACUGGCCAUAAUGUUAUUACUGCUGCAUGUCUAUGGACGCUUACACUAUUCUGUGUUGUUUCAGAAUCCAUAACUGUUUGUAUACCUUGAUUGGGAUACAGAAAUAUAAUAUACAUAAAUACAUAUUUUUAGCCUUUCUGCAGGAUAUUUCUUAAUUAGUUGUGCUCGUUUGUCUGGAGAGCU
Molecule: messenger RNA, 1035 nt
Organism: Lineus longissimus
Lineage: Eukaryota; Metazoa; Nemertea; Pilidiophora; Heteronemertea; Lineidae
Product: bridging integrator 3-like
Exons: 7
Coding region: 10-780 (256 amino acids)
Biological process (GO): plasma membrane tubulation; actin cortical patch localization; endocytosis
Cellular component (GO): cytoplasm; actin cortical patch
Molecular function (GO): protein binding; lipid binding
Source: RefSeq, a predicted model, not a curated record